Messenger RNA from Enterospora canceri, 699 nucleotides. The record is from the annotation of a GenBank genome assembly. Lineage: Eukaryota; Fungi; Microsporidia; Enterocytozoonidae.
AUGAGGUUCCUAGGGAUGGCCGGGUUCUACAGGCGGUUCUGUAGGAACUUCUCUACCCUGGCCGCCCCUCUGACGGACCUUACCAGCUCUUCCGUCCCCUUCCACUGGACCCCAGCCUGUGACCAAGCAGUCAGACAUCUCAAGGCGUUCCUCUUAUCCUCGCCAGUGGUAUGGACACCGGACCACUCCCACCCCUUCCAACUACAAAUUGAUGCCAGUGGGGUGGGUAUUGGUGCGGUCUUGCUCCAAAAAGACCCUCUGAGCGGCAUUCUCCAUCCAGUCGCUUACCACUCGGCCAAACUCAAGAAACACCAGAGCUCCUGUGUAACCUCCUUCGUGAUCCCACUGCGGAGGUCUUACGGGGGGGGAAUUGUUACGGUCACACCACCACCUGCACGCCGUAACAACCCAACACCCCAACCACCACCUCAUCAAGCACCAUCCACUAUCCGGACAACACUUAUCAACCACCAACCAGCUCACCCUCCAUUCUCCACCAACCAGCUCGGCUUCGUUCGGUCAGCUUUCCGAAUCUCGGAACUGUUUCACUGGCCAGGAAGCCGGCGAAUCAGAGGAUAUAUAAGGAGGUGCAGCAGACAUAGAAGGCAGAUCGCUUUUGCUCUCUCAGUGAACCAUCACUCUCUUGGAUACUUUACUACAAAGGGAUUACCAUCAUCUCCGGCACUACCGCAAGUAUAA